UUACAGUAAGCUGCUUUACUCGGACGUACCGGUCGGAGUAAACGGACCGAAGAGGGGUUUCAUCCAACCGAGAGUCCCCGGAGGCAGGCGAGGGGCCGCGGACAAAACUGGGCCCCAAAGCCCACACUGGUACAAUAGGUAAGGCUGGGUUUUUUCCAGGUCUUUCCUGCUUUAACGGGGUGCAACCGAGGAGAAAAUACACAUUUAAUACGAUUCGUGUGGGUAUAGAUGGAGAAAAAUGUGUAACGUUACUCUUUACGACACUUGUGAUGUAUAGGAAUGCGACGCUGAUUGAACGGCCCAAUGCAAACAAAGUAAUACUUCAUGCAGUCCGCUAACCUUACAUCUCUCCAUGGUUACACAGUAGUGACGCGAGACUUGGACAGGUGUGUGAGUGCACGUGCAGCCCUCCGGUUGGCAUCCGAUAUUGAUUGAUACGUCACUAAAGUUAUUAGGUACAGUUGUCAUACAGAGGAUAGCCUGCAACAGUACGUCUCCCACAGCCAGAGCCAGCCUUACAUCUGGGCAAAUUAGAGAGAAACCUGGGGGGGGGGAUUAAAUCUAUAUAUAUUACAUCAUGUGAAGUGACUCCAGUCAGAUGGAUUCAAUGUUUAAUGCUAGUUCAGCUUUGUUUGUUUUCACGCCUGACUGUCAGAUCUUAGUGUUUGAGGAGAGGAACAGAUGUAAGGCACAUUGUAAAUGGCCAUCAUGGCUGCAGGCUAGACUUGAUCCAGUGAGUCAAGAUACAAUCCAUAGGGUAUACUAUUGCAUAAUAAACAUAUCAAAGGUCAGAAAAUUGCUUUUAAACAUUCCAUUAAGUGAUAUCCUAGAUAGAUAGAUAGAUAGAUAGAUAGAUAGAUAGAUAGAUAGAUAGAUAGUUUAUUUAUCCCGAGGGAAAUUCAAGCAUCCACUAGCAGCAUACAAACAUCAAUUAGACAUACAUUAAACAUAUAUUAAAAUUAAACCUAUAGCACAGUAGCCAUACAUUAAAUUGGAUAGAUUCAACUUUUGCAGAUGAAUGAAAUAUGUGCCGAGAGAGAAAACAAACUAGAAAAAUAGAAAUGAGAGAGUCCAGCUCUGUGCCCACCACUGAGCCACAUCCUCUCCAGUCUGUCCAGUCGAGCGGCGUCUCUCUUCUUGCUGCUUCCUCCCCAGCAAACCACAGCAUAGAAAAGGACGCUGGCAACCACAGACUGGUAAAACAUCUGCAGCAGUUUUUUUUACAGAUGUUGAAGGACCCCAGCCUUCUCAGGAAGUACAGACGGCUCUGCACUUUCCUGUAGAGAGUGUCCAUGUUUGCUGUCCAGUCCAGCCUGUCAUCCAGCUGCAGCCCCAGAUAUUUAUAAGUCCUGACCACCUCCACAUCGACCCCCUCGAUGGACACGGGUUGGAGAUGUGGUUUCUUCCUUCUGAAGUCCACCACUGUCUCCUUGGUCUUGGAGGUUUUCAGCUGCAGACUGUUGGACCUGCACCACCCCACGAAAGAAGUACAUCAUGCGUCAGCGGGGUCAGGUGGAGGCAGCUGGCGGCCUUCAGAGCAGACCCGAACCUCCAAUGCACCUGGCCGUAGUGGCCUGUGGGGAGAGGCUGGAGGAGACCCUCACCAUGAUCAAGUCUGCUGUGCUUUUUAGCAUCAAGCGCCUCUACCUGCACAUCUUCGCUGAAGACCAACUUCACGCCAGCUUCAUCGAAGCUUUGGAGUCGUGGCCUGGUUUUAUUCGCUCCAGGUUCAACUACACCGUCUACUCCAUCAGCUUCCCCAGUGAGAACGCAGCUGAGUGGAAGAAACUCUUCAAACCCUGCGCUUCUCAGAGGCUAUUCUUACCUCUGAUCCUAAAGGACGUCGACUCGAUCGUGUACGUCGACUCAGACAUCCUCUUCCUGCAGCCCGUAGACCGCCUGUGGGCAUUCCUGUCCCAGUUUAAUUCCACCCAGCUGGCCGCUAUGGCCCCGGAGCACGAGGAGCCCCGAAUCGCCUGGUACAACCGCUUCGCCCGCCACCCCUUCUACGGCAAGACAGGCAUCAACUCAGGGGUCAUGCUCAUGAACAUGACGAGGAUGAGGAGCAGGUUCUUCAAGAACGACAUGACGUCUGUGGGGCUGCGUUGGGAGGAGCUCCUGAUGCCUCUACUUCAGAAAUACAAACUUAACAUAACCUGGGGAGACCAGGAUCUCCUCAAUAUCAUUUUCCACCACAACCCUGAGUGCCUGCAGGAGUUUCUGUGCCAGUGGAAUUAUCGUCCAGACCACUGUAUCUACGGCAGUAAUUGCGCGUCAGCUGAAGAAGACGGAAUCUACAUACUGCAUGGGAACAGAGGGGUUUACCACGACCACAAGCAGCCUGCCUUCAGGGCUGUUUACGAGGCCAUACGAAAGUACUCCUUUGGUGCCGACCCGGUGACCUCUUUGCUGGAUCCUCUGGAGGAGGAACUGUUGAAGACGACACACACUUAUUGUGGUAAAUCCCACCCGCUCUUCACCAGGAGACUGGCACACAGCCUGACAAACAUCAACAGGAAGGCCCCGCGUGGACGGUGACAAAAAUGAAUCACAAUGACGGGACGGAGGCCAAAAGGAGAGAGACGGUGCUUUAGCCUAACUUUUUUUUUUUUUUUUUAUUACAAGCCUGGUCAGAAAAACAAGGAAGCAGUGCCGGUUGUGACUACAGCUUACUUCUAAUCUUACAAGCUGAACCUCGCUGUUAAAAGCCGGGUUUGGUUUUUUUCUGACUUUGUCAAAAGAAAUGGGAUUUUCUUUUUUUUAAAACCAACAAGCAUCUAGUCUCUUUCAUGUAAUAAUUUUAUCCUCUCAGUGCCUUUGGUGAAUGUUCGUCAUGGUGCAAAAGAUGUUUAAAAGUUUGGAAGAGUAGCUCUUGACUUUCCAUAUUGGAGAAUUUAUUGAACCUUGUGAAACACUCUUAUUAAAAGAGACAAAAAUCAUAUCACAACUGGACAAAGGCUUCCAGCAGAGCCCUUUUUUUGAGAGAGAUGUAUGCACUAGACCACUUUUUCAACCUUCAGAAACUACUUUAUUACCAACAAGAUGGAAGAGAAGUCAUUUUAGAGAAGCAUGGAAAAGUAAUAAUUUCUGAAUUCUCAACUGUGUAAAAUGAUUAUGUGAACAGUUUCUGGAGUAGUUCUCCAUAUGUGAUUUUCUGCAGUGGCAGAAGUUGAGUGUAUGAACCCUCAGAGUACUGUCUUCCUGACUAAAUGUUUGUCUUACUUGUUAUUUUCACUGAGAAAAGGUCAUUUUUAUGUCGUAUAAUGUCAUUCUACAUUGUAGUGAUGUCGGGUCAUGUGACUCUACACAUGUUUUAGUUAACUUUAAUGAAUUUCCUUAUAUUGUGUUGAACAGACAGGAUUCAUGAACUUUGCUGAAUAACUGGAUUCUACAGAUGGGUGACAAAUGAAAGAAAUGGAUUGGGUUCCAGAGACUAGGAGGUGUCUGUUUCCUUUAUAUUGUCACCCAUCUGUAUAUACUUAUGUAUUUUCGUCAAUAUAGAUGUGUGGAUAUGCUAAAUAUCCUGUUUAUGAGUUUAUGCUCCACAGUAGAGCCAGCAUACAUUGCUACUGAACAAGUGAAUAAGCUACAAGUUUCUCUCCUGAUGCCAAAGUAUUUUGUUUUUAUUACUAUAAUUAUGGGUUUUGCACCGUUGAAUGUAUUUUGAACACUUAGGGUUGAAAUCAAAAUGUUAUUAUCAGUGCUUAUGUUGGUAUGGUUGUAAUGUAAGGAUAUCCUUUGUGACGUGUGUACUUGUUUAUAUGUCAUUGUGUUAUAGGAUUUUUUUUUUUUUACAUUAAAGAUUAUUUCAGUUUUGAUGAA
Dicentrarchus labrax (European seabass) is the source of this 3822-nucleotide messenger RNA. It is a transcript of the gene gxylt1b, whose product is annotated as glucoside xylosyltransferase 1b. The transcript is spliced from 7 exons. Bases 1495 to 2538 code for a protein of 347 amino acids. Gene Ontology annotation, biological process: protein O-linked glycosylation via N-acetylgalactosamine. Gene Ontology annotation, molecular function: UDP-xylosyltransferase activity. Lineage: Eukaryota; Metazoa; Chordata; Actinopteri; Moronidae. The record is from RefSeq and is a predicted model, not a curated record.